AUGGCCUCCCUCGCUGCGCGCAAGGCCCCCUCUCAAAGGCCACGUUCCGGUACAACAAGAGACGUACGUCCAAGCGGCUUCCGCACUACUCGAGAAAUGUAUAAAGAGCCGGCUAAAAGAGCGAAGGAUCCAACUGCCUCAGUUUUGAACGGCGGUCGGACAGCGGCAACCGAUCUAGGGCGAUUCACGAAGGGCCUCGGUGCCGACGAUAGAAGGAAGCCUGUUCCCGCUUCUCCGCCGAUGCAAAAGGCGCGGGAAACUGUCAAGGAGCUCCAUGAAGACACGGACGAAGGCGUUGAACCGGGGGCCGAUUCGUACAAAUAUAGCGGACCUGGGCAUGUAAAUGUCUCCAACGGGAUGAGCGAGAAGGUCUCUGGGAACGCUUCCGGACGACUACCGCUCUCAUUAUCCAGCUUAGAUGGACUUGCCGUCGGCGAAAGCGGCAAGAUACUAGACAAUGAAGGUCGAGCAGUUGGUAAAGUUAUCGAGGGCGACCCGGGAGACUUGAUCGGGCAGGUCGUGAAUGGCGAUGGUGAGAUCUUGGAUGAAGAUGGAGAUCUUAUUGGAUGCGUCGAUAUCCUGGUUGAGGAGAAUGCAGAUGAUGAAAGAGAGAAGGAUGGCAGAGUCUGGGGCGACGACCCGGAUGGUAACGCCGUGGGAAGAGGCGGCCUGACUUCGCCGCAAGCAAGUGUGGGAGAAGAGACAUAUACAUCGCCAGAGGCGGUAACAGAGGAUGAGAGUCGUGCUUCUCCAACGAAAGACAUGGAAGCGCAGAGUCCUUCGGACGAGGCCCAUGAGGAAGAAAGUCGCGACCAGACAGAAGAGGAAGGCGACCGGGACCGGGACCGGGCCGAACUGCCGGCGCUUUCCACGCUCAAAGGUUUCACCUGCAACACUCUCGGCGAAAUCAUCGCUCCCGAUGGCAUUACGGCCGGAGAGCUCGUGGAUGGCGAUGCCAUGAGGAUUGCCACCGAUGGGCUGCAACUUGACGAUCAUGGCCAGUUCCAAGACAGCCGAGGAAUCACUGUUGGCAGGGCGAGGCCUAUCCCGAGUACUCAGAGCCAGGCCUGGAAGGACAGCGGCACCCUCCAGGAGGUAGAACCUAUUCCAACGCAGGAAAAGCCAGAUGCUGUCGGUUCUGGGGCACUCGAAGGCCUUACUAUGGAUAAAGACGGGCUGGUUUACAAUUCUUCCGGUCAGGUCGUUGGACGGUUGCUUGACGGGGGCCAUCACCGUGAUCAUAACUGUGACCGACUGCCGUCACCUCCUGCUGAGACUCGCGACGCUGUGAACGGAAUUGAUGAGAAGACUGGCAUCUCGGCGCCGGCUAAUGUUCCUCUGCCGCAUGACCCUGACACAGAAAAGACCGGCUGGAAGCCCCAUAUCUUUGAGCCAGAAUCAAAACAUGCCCGGUUCGACAUGCAGAACUUGGCUCGAGUCAUCGUCAAUGACAGUGGCUAUACCAUUGACAACGGACGUCUGGCGGAAGAAAUGUGCUCCAUUGUCCGCCAGACAGAAGACUCUGUUGGCCCGCUUUGCAGGCAGAUCAUCGUAGACAUCGAAGAAGCCAACCUCAAACCCAAGAACCGCCUUGCAUCCGAGCGCCUGGUGGAAGACGUGAAGCCCCUCAUCACCUCAGCCGGGGAUAUCCUGCAAGACUGCAACAACACCCUCCGCGCUCUCGACUCGAACGGCGCAAUCGCAUCCGCAAUAAAAACGCGCGGCCAUUCUACGCACGACGUCACAACCAUCACAAUCGAGUACCAAAUCGCCGAGGUUCUCAAGGCCCUGGCUCAGACGAUCAUCGACACGAUUACCACCAGCCGAUACCGCCUCGCCGAGAUGUCAAGGGAGAUGCCCUACGCCAGACGAAAGAUCAAUCCUCUUUGGACGCUACUUUCGGGGAGACUUUUCGGCAUCAUCACUUCAGUGGGGUUGCUUCACACCGGCGUUAUUGGUCUGCUUAGCAGCAUGCUCAAAGGGCCGUGGCUGGGUAUGGUUCUCAAGCGGUUAUUGUUCGGCAUUGGACUCGAUAGGGCUCUGGAUAGGCUGGGAGUCGAGCGGCUUUUGACGGCGCUGAUAGACGGUGAGGCAUGGGUUUAUAAGGUUCUUGAUGGAUCGGGCGGUGGAGUGGGCCAACUGCUGAGGGGAUUGCUCGAUCUCUUUGGGGUUCACGGGCUGCUCGAGUCGGUGAGGGUGGGCAUGGUUAGCGAGGCUUUGGAUUUGGACAAGUAG
Molecule: messenger RNA, 2235 nt
Organism: Aspergillus mulundensis
Lineage: Eukaryota; Fungi; Ascomycota; Eurotiomycetes; Eurotiales; Aspergillaceae
Product: DUF3659 domain-containing protein
Exons: 2
Coding region: 1-2235 (744 amino acids)
Source: RefSeq, a predicted model, not a curated record